AUGGGGGGAACGCGGGAGCGGGAGAUCCGCCAGCUCCAGAAGGCCAAGGAGAAAGCCCAGAGGAAGGGAGACCUCCAGGAAGAAGCGGCCCUCUGUAACCAGCUGGGCGAGAUCUUGGCUCGCCACGGGCGCUUCCAGGAGGCUCUGGAGGAGCACCGGCAGGAGCUGCGCCUCUUGGAGAGUGUGGGUGACGUCCUCGGCUGUGCUGUGGCCCACCGGAAAAUUGGGGAGCGCCUGGCGGAGCUGGAGAGCUACGAGGCGGCUCUGAAGCACCAGCGCCGCCACUUGGAGCUGGCGCAGUCUCUCCACAACCACAUCGAGCAACAGAGGGCCUGGGCCACCCUGGGCCGGACGUACAUGUUCAUGGCCGAGAGCGAUGCUUCGAGUGGGGCCCUGCAGGAGGCGGAGAAGGCCUUCGCGAAGAGCCUGGCGAUUAUCGAGGAGACACUGGACGGGGAAGUGCCGCAGCGCGAGGUGAGCGAGAUGAGGGCCCGGCUCUACCUGAACCUCGGCUUGGUCCACGACAGCCUGAAGAACCCGGCCAAGUGCAGCGACUACAUCAAGAAGAGCAUCUACAUCUCGGAGCAGACUCACCUGUACGAGGACCUCUACCGGGCCUACUUCAACCUAGGCAACAUCCACCUGCGGGAAGGUGAGCAUUCCAAAGCCAUGCGCUGCCUGGAGAGGGCGCGGGAGUGCGCUCGCAAGAUGAAGGAGAAGUUAAUGGAGAGUGAGUGCUGCGCGAGCCUUGGCCAGGUGCUGCUGAGCCUGGGGGACUUUGUGGCCGCUAAGCGCUUCCUGAAGAAGGCCUACCUGUUGGGCUCCCAGCAGCCCCAGCAGCGGGAGAGCGUCUGCCACAGCUUGCGCUACGCCAUGAAGGUGAGCUCCCUGCAGCAGGCCCUGGAGGAGGCGGAGGCAGCCAGCAACCUGCAGACGGCCCUGGCCCUGUGUGAGCAGCUGGGGGACCUCUUCUCCAAGGAGGGGGAUUAUCGGCGCGCUCUGGAGGCCUACAAAGAACAGCUGCAGCAUGCUGAGGCUUUGAGGCGCCCGGGACAGGAGCUCGCUGUGAUCCACGUGUCUCUGGCUGCCACUUUUGGAGACCUGAAAGAUCACGCUCAGGCAGUGCACCACUAUCAGGCAGAGCUGGCGCUGCGGCAGGGGAACGCUCUGGAGGGGAGAUGGGAAGCCAAGACUUGGCUGAAUAUCACCCUGGCCAAGGAGGAGGCCCGAGAGAGCUACGAAGCCCUAGAGCCCUGCUUCCAGAAAGCUCUGCAGAGGGCGGAGACGGCUGGUGACCUCCGACUGCAGUGUCAGGUCCUGCGGUCUUUCCACGCCUCGCAGCAGAGAUGCGGGUGCCCCGAGGCCUCGGCCACCCUGGCCCAGCUGGAGGACCUCCGCGGCUGCCUGGGCCAGCGCCCGGAUGGGGAGGCGGGCGAGGAAGAGGAGGAGCUGCAGAGCAGCGAGCCCUUGGAAGAGAGCGACCUGGAGCUCUCCGGCAGCGGUGAGAGCAGGGCGGAGCAGCCCCCACCUACUCCACAGGAGGAGGACCUGGAGGGCUACGGCAAAAGCGUCCCUGGCCGGCGCAACGUCAGCAAGUGGAACCAGCGGAACGACAAGGGUGAGACCUUGCUGCACCGAGCCUGCAUCGACGGCAACCUGCGCCGGGUCCAGUUCUUCUUGGAGAAGGCUCACCCUGUGAACCCUCGGGACUAUUGCGGCUGGACCCCGCUGCACGAGGCCUGCAACCACGGGCAUCUGGAGGUCGUCCGCUUGCUUUUGGACCACGGGGCCAACAUCGACGACCCUGGGGGCCCCGGCUGCGAGGGCAUCACCCCCCUCCACGACGCCCUCAACUGCGGCCAUUUCGAUGUGGCGGAGCUGCUGAUCCACAGAGGGGCCUCCGUGGUUCUGCGUAACGGCAAGGGCCUCAACCCUUUGGGUACUCUCCAGGAGUGGGGGCGUCUAUACGGUCGGGAUCUGGACCGGGAAACUCGUGAGCGCAGCAAGGCCAUGGAGCAGCUAAGGCCGGCAAAGAGGAAGCCAUGUAUCUUUGGCCAGGAGCCGCAAAGGGCUGAGGAGGAGCAGGUGUUGGGCCAGGCUGGGCAGGAGGAGACUGGCUUGGCAGCCACAGCAGAGUACCAGGCAGCCAUGCGGCACGUGGGCAGUGCCCAGUCCUGUCUGCCACGGACCCCUGAGCGCACGAGGCCCUCGGACGGGCGAGCCCUGAUCCCCGCCGAGGACUACGUGGGCGACGAUUGGCUGGAGGACGACGUGGGGCCGAGCCGCAGGUCCCGCAAAAGAAGCCGCCCAGGUCGCGACGAGGACUCCGGGUCCGAGUCGGAGGAAGCCUCGGGGCCCGAGAGCGAAAGCGAGGGAGAAGCACGCAAGGAAGAAGCUGCAAGGAAGAAGCGGCGGCGGGUCAGGCAGAGCCGCCUCACCCAGAUCGUGGACAGGGUCCCCCUGGGCAGGACGCGAGGGGGUGGCCCGACAGCGAGCCCAGAGCGGCCAGCAAAUGACCCUGGUCCCCUCUGGGGGGCGGGGGGCAGCAGCCCGGUCUACAGCAGGACGGGGGGUUGCGAGAGCCCACCCCCAGGCCCAGCAGCACAGCAUCCCGUUCCCCCAGCCCCAAUCCGGGUGCGAGUUCGGGUGCAUGAGAACGUCUUCCUUAUCCCCGUGCCCCACAGCGGCAGCGACAGCCGGCCGGUGUCCUGGCUGGCGGAUCAGGCCUCUCAGCGCUACUACCAGAUGUGUGGGCUGCUGCCGCGCCUCACCCUCAAGAAGGAGGGGGCCCUCUUGGCACCCGAGGACCUCAUCGUGGACGUCUUGCAGAGCAACGAGGAGGUGUUGGCGGAGGUGCAGUCCUGGGACCUGCCGCCCCUUCUGGAGAGGUACCGCAAGGCUUGUCGGAGCCUGUCUGUGGGAGAACACCCGCUGCUGCUGAAGACGCUGGAGCGCCAGGAGUCGGGCCCCUCGUUCCGCGCCCCGGGCGUGGCCCUGCGUGGCCUCCACCUCACUCCCCUCCUGAGGGCGCUCAAGCGGCAGACGGCCAUCCGGCGCCUCGGCCUCUCUGGGACCGGCCUGGGGGACGACUCGGCCGCAGAGCUGCUGGCCACCCUCAGCACCAUGCCUGGCCUGAAGACCCUGGACCUCUCCGGCAACCGGCUGGGCCCCGAGGGGCUGCAGAGACUGGCGCAGGGGGGGCCGGCUGGCCCAGUCACCUUCCAGAACCUGGAGGAGCUGGACCUGAGCCUGAACCCGCUGGGCGACGGCAGCUCCCCGGCCUUGGCAGCGCUGCUCCAGGCCUGCCCCCUCCUGAGCAGCCUCCGCGUGCGGGCCUGCGGCUUCACCCCGGCCUUCCUGCAGCAGCACCACCCUCUGGUGGCCGGCGCCCUAAGAGGAGCCGUGCACUUGAAGAAACUGGCCGUGUCCCACAAUGCACUGGGCUCCCCGGGCCUCCGUCUGCUCCUCCAGAGCCUGCCGGGCGCUGCCCUCACCCACCUGGACCUCGGCUCCGUGGAGGCACCGACAGGAGACCCCCAGCCGCUGUGGGACGUGGUGGUCCAGUACCUGGCGCAGGUCACCCACUUGACGUUGUCUGGGAACCGCCUGACUGACGAGGCCAUUGCAGCGCUGGCCAGGUGCCUCCCAGCUUGCUGCUCGCUGGACUCCCUGGAUUUGUCCGCCAACCCGGACAUCGGCAUCGUGGGCCUCCGGACGCUGCUGACGGCCCUGGAGGAGCGGCAGAAGGGCCUCCGGUUCCUCGGCCUGGCUGGCUGCUCCGUGAGGGGCCCCGUGGACUGCACCACCUGGAACAAGCUCUCGGCCCACGUCCGUCACCUGCAGCUCUGCACGCGCCACCUCAGCCCCAGCGACCAGCGGGACGUGGAAGAGCUGUGGCCCCACCCGCCCGACACGGCUCUCCGCACGGUCACACGGCAGCACAAGCUCUUCUGCCAGUGCCUGGCUCCUGGAUCGCCGGGGACAGACGCACCGGCGCUCGAGUGACGCUCCCGGCCAACGCUGGGGGACUCCUGCCCCACACGGACCCCAGCC
Molecule: messenger RNA, 4053 nt
Organism: Gekko japonicus
Lineage: Eukaryota; Metazoa; Chordata; Lepidosauria; Squamata; Gekkonidae
Gene: TONSL
Product: tonsoku-like, DNA repair protein
Exons: 27
Coding region: 1-4005 (1334 amino acids)
Molecular function (GO): protein binding
Source: RefSeq, a predicted model, not a curated record